UGAAAUCUGAACGUCACUAUAAAGGGGAGACCAGACCCCUGAACCCUACCAACCAGAGAUGGACACAAGACAAGACUUUCAUUUUUAAAACUCUUUUGUGCUCAGCAAGGCACAGAAUUUAAAAAAUUGGAUACCAGCUUGGACAUGGUUCUAGUAUCUCAAAAUAGCAGAUGACCAGUUCACUAUACUGACCAUGCUGGCCUUUCCUCAAGACCAUCCUGGACCAGAGAGGAAGAGAGAACUCUUACACCGUAUGCAACUCCUGCGCAAAAUACAACUCGUGAAGACAUUCCGCUGCACACAAAAAUGUCCCAUCCUUUACAGUCCUGGAACGGAUCUGGAGCUGGCAAUGGAUCUUUGUUGCCUCUCUCAGUAACAGGAGCACCCAAGCAGGACUACACAAGUGAGGAACAAGGGAACAAAGUGCACUGGGUAGCAUUGCUGAUCCUCCUGGUGAUAAUCCCCACCAUUGGGGGGAACAUACUUGUCAUUCUGGCAGUGUCCCUGGAGAAAAAGUUGCAAUAUGCUACCAACUACUUUCUGACGUCCUUGGCGGUGGCAGAUUUACUCGUGGGUCUUUUCGUGAUGCCAAUUGCCCUUCUCAUAAUAUUAUUUGACAAUACCUGGCCUUUACCAACUGCCUGGUGUCCCGUCUGGCUGUUCCUUGAUGUCCUCUUUUCCACAGCUUCCAUCAUGCACCUCUGUGCCAUCUCCCUGGACCGCUACAUUGCGAUAAAAAAGCCAAUCCAGGCCAGCCAAUACAAUUCAUGGGCUACAACAAUCAUCAAAAUCAUUGUGGUUUGGCUCAUUUCAAUAGGUAUUGCAAUUCCAGUUCCUAUCAGAGGCAUUGAGGAUGGAAAUGGUAACUCUACAAACAUCACGUGUGCCCUGAUGCCUGAUCGUUUUCAUGACUUCAUUCUGUACGGAUCAGUGGCUUCCUUUUUCAUUCCCCUCGCUAUCAUGAUCGUCACUUAUUUCCUGACAAUCCAAGUGCUGCGCAAAAAGGCCUAUUUGAUCAACAAGCCACCCCAGCGCUUCACCUGGUCAACAGUGUCCACGGUCUUUCAGCGUGACACAACACCUGCCUCCUCACCAGAAAAGGUGGCCAUGCUAAAUGGCUCCAGAAAGGACCAGACUUUGUCCAGUGACAUGCUUAUCUGCAGGACAUCCACAAUUGGGAGGAAGUCCAUGCAAACGAUAACCAAUGAACAAAGGGCAUCAAAAGUUCUGGGGAUUGUAUUUUUUCUUUUCUUGCUGAUGUGGUGCCCGUUCUUUAUAACAAACAUCAGCUCAGUUCUGUGCAACUCCUGCAACAAGGAGGUUUUUCAAAAGCUUUUGGAAAUAUUUGCUUGGAUAGGGUAUGUAUCCUCAGGAGUGAACCCUCUUGUAUAUACACUCUUCAACAAAACAUUUAGGGAGGCUUUCAGCAGGUACAUUACUUGCAACUAUCAGACCACAAAGCCUAUCAAGGCCCUUGGGCAGCGCUCCAGCAGGAUCUCUUUCAGAAGCUCGGUAGCAGAAAAUUCCAAGCUCUUUGUCAUGAAUGGGAUGAGAAAUGGGAUUAACCCCAUUAUAUACCAGAGUCCAAUGAAGCUAAGGAGCUCACCCAUCCAAGCAUCAUCAGCCAUUCUGCUGGAUACGUUGCUGCUCACCGAGAAUGAGGUUGAUAAAACAGAAGAGCAAGUCAGCUAUGUAUAGUGGAAUGGCAGCCAUGUCCAUACAGUAUUACUGUAUGUAUUAUUCUAGGUAACUGCACUGUAAGAGGGUAUAAAUACUGUUGGUUUCUCUUAUUUAUGAAAGCAAUCUUAUAAAUUUGUAUUAAUUCCUCUCCUCCAAAGUCUUCUCUACUUUUACCCCAACCCCAUGGUGGCAACCACAACUUCAUUCCAUGACAAAUGACUCAUGCAGAAGGAAGAGGGAAAUAAAUAAAAGCUAAAUCAGUUUAAAUAUCUGA
This is a messenger RNA of Poecile atricapillus (Black-capped chickadee), 1954 nucleotides long. RefSeq names its product 5-hydroxytryptamine receptor 2B (gene HTR2B). The transcript is spliced from 3 exons. Bases 307 to 1698 code for a protein of 463 amino acids. Gene Ontology annotation, molecular function: neurotransmitter receptor activity; G protein-coupled serotonin receptor activity. NCBI's taxonomy places the organism in Eukaryota, Metazoa, Chordata, Aves, Passeriformes, Paridae. Gene Ontology annotation, cellular component: plasma membrane; dendrite. The record is from RefSeq and is a predicted model, not a curated record. Gene Ontology annotation, biological process: vasoconstriction; heart development; regulation of behavior.